AUGUAGUUUCAGGAGGACAGCAAUUGGGGCAGGGGUUGUUUCGCGCACUAGCAGAAGGGCUUCGGCUAUUGUUUUGACCGUUUAGAAAAAGUUACCUGGUUUUGGUUUUGGUUUGCUCUUUGAGACAGGUCUCACUCUGUACCUCUAGCUGGCCUGGAGCUCACUGUGUGACUCGGCUGGCUUUAACUCACCUAGAGCCACCUACCUCUGCCUCCCGAGUGCCAUUAAAGGCGUGCGCCACCACACCCGGCUGAAAAUUUUUCUCUCUUUCUCUUGUUUGGGUGUUUCUCCUCAGCUUUGUCUGCACCACGUGUGCGCAGUGCCUAGCGAGGCCGGAGGAGGGCUGGGAAGGCACUGCGCUGGAGUUAGAGCAGCUGGGAGCCACCGCGGGAAGUUAGGCGCGGAACCCCAGCCCUUUCCAAAACCAACACGUGUUCCUAACUGCUGAGCCAUCUCUCCACGCCUGACACGUUCUUUAAAACCAGCCUAGAUUUACUUGAUGGGCAUGGUUAUUUUGCCGGCAUGGUUGUCUGAGGCCAGAAGAGGGCUUUGGAUCCCCUAGAACUGGAGUUACAGGAAUAGUGCAUGUUGGGAGUCAAACUCUGGCCUUUUGGAAGAGCAGUCGGCACUCAACCGUUGAGCUACCUCUACAGCCCCGGACCCCGCGGAAUUUCUUUUUAAACAAGAUCCUUUUUGUUCCUUUUUUGAUCGUUUUGUUCCAAAGGGGCUGUUGAUAGCAUUGUGAUUAAGGGUGUGUGUGUUGGGUGGGAUGAUACUAAAGUUUUCAAAGCGACACGGAACGCCAGCUAUACUUAGGGAAGGGCGGAAAUACUUGUAUUGAUUCAAGGCACUGUCUUACUUCUUGGGCCUCCUCAGCCCUUAUUUCUGAUUGGUUAGUUAAGGGGACGGGUUGAUUGGUCCUUGAGGCCGUCGGAGGUGUGGCUACUUCAGUUCCUUGGUGAUACAGAGGCCGGAAGUGUGGCUUUCAUUCACGUAGCGGCCAAACAGGACCGAUCUAGAGACCCAACAGACUUGAGGACAGAGUCUUCAUCAUAAUGGAACCGUAGACCAUUCCCAGGACAGACUUUAGGAUUCUGGGUAGAGGACUGCGAGUUAAGACUGGCUGGGCUGCGGUGGCACAUGCCUUUAAUCCCAGCACUAGGCAGGCGUAGGCAGGCGGGUAUCUCUGAGUUCGAAGACAGCCUGAUCUAAAACGCGAGUUCCAGCACAGCCUGGGCUACACAGAGAAACCCUCUCUCGAAAAACAAAACAAAAAAGAACCGACUGUGGCCAUGCAGUAGGCUGGCUUCGUUUAAUCGGGAAAAGUUCUCCACGUUUUGGACGCUUAGGACUUUUUCCUAGGGCCAUGGCGGAUUCGAAACUUCUGGCACCAGAGCUAAGCGACACAGAGUCGAUGGGUGACGAGACAGCUCGGUUUCAGGAGCUGCUGCUGCAGGCUUCCAAAGAGCUCCAGCAAGCCCAGACAGCCAGGCCAGAAUCUACACAGAUCCAGCCCCAGCCUGGUUUCUGCAUAAAGACCAACUCGUCGGAAGGGAAGGUCUUCAUCAACAUCUGCCACUCUCCCUCUAUCCCUCCCCCGGUGGACAUGACUGAGGACGAACUGCUUCAGAUGCUGGAGGAGGACCAAGCUGGCUUCCGAAUCCCCAUGAGCCUGGGAGAGCCACAUGCUGAGCUGGAUGCAAAAGGCCAGGGCUGCACCGCCUAUGACGUUGCCGUCAAUAGCAACUUCUACCUGAGAAUGCAGAACAGCGAUUUCUUGCGGGAGCUGGUGGUCACCAUUGCCAGGGAGGGCCUUGAGGACAAGUAUGGCUUACAGCUGAAUCCAGAAUGGCGCAUGUUGAAGUACCGGCCUUUCCUGGGCUCCAUCUCACAGCAGAACAUCCGUUCCCAGCAGCGCCCUCGGAUCCAGGAGCUGGGAACCCUGGAUGCUAAUGACUCAGUGCAAAGCCGGCAUGGCCUAGAACGGCCUCACCUGAACCUUUGGUUGGAAGCCCCUGACCUCCUCUUGGCUGAAAUUGACCUCCCUAAGCUGGAUGGAGCUCAAGGGCUGACACUGGAGAUAGGAGAGAGUCGCCUGCUGAUGGGAGGCCCCCAACAACUGUAUCACCUCGACGCCUCUAUUCCCCUGCGGAUCAACGCUGACGCAAGCAGGGCUGCUUUCCACCGCAGGAGAAAGCAACUGAUGGUGUCUAUGCCCCUCCUGUCAGUGUCUUCUUGACUGGAGUGCUCUAUAGUUCCAGAUGUGGAGAUGUUGGUGUCUUCUCUAAGAGUGAAAUAAAACAGGUCUCCAGUUCUUUCCAUA
Messenger RNA from Meriones unguiculatus (Mongolian gerbil), 2323 nucleotides. It is a transcript of the gene Pih1d1, whose product is annotated as PIH1 domain containing 1. Gene Ontology annotation, cellular component: R2TP complex; ribonucleoprotein complex; cytoplasm. Gene Ontology annotation, biological process: box C/D snoRNP assembly; rRNA processing. Bases 1367 to 2239 code for a protein of 290 amino acids. The record is from RefSeq and is a predicted model, not a curated record. The transcript has 9 exons. NCBI's taxonomy places the organism in Eukaryota, Metazoa, Chordata, Mammalia, Rodentia, Muridae.